This is a messenger RNA of Paramacrobiotus metropolitanus, 1785 nucleotides long. RefSeq names its product cuticle collagen rol-6-like. NCBI's taxonomy places the organism in Eukaryota, Metazoa, Tardigrada, Eutardigrada, Parachela, Macrobiotidae. The record is from RefSeq and is a predicted model, not a curated record. The coding region runs from base 127 to 1575 and encodes 482 amino acids. The transcript is spliced from 5 exons.
AAAUCGCUACACAUGAUUGAUCGGUGUGUCCAGUAGUAUGAUUACGCUGUUGCAAGAUUGUCUGCCUAUGAGAUCACUAAUUACUCAAAAAAUUUAUAAUUUUCUUUGCUCCGAUUGAAAAUUAAAAUGUAUCUGUUGUCUUUAACGUUGUUGGUACCGUUUGUGACCUAUGUGUGUGGUCAGCUACCUUCCGCACAAUUUUCAGCGAAAUACCCUCUCGACCGGAAGUUACAGGUCGCCACCGUCGAAAUCCCGUAUCUGUUCAAUAAAGCGGACAAAUCCGGUUUCUUCCCGGAACUGCUGAGACUCCUGGCCGAAUACGGAAAUCUCAAUGUCGAUCUGGAUAAUAUCCAUUUUUCCACCAAUUUCGACGAGGCGAAGGAUUAUGUGGCCAACAAGGAAGGCGACAUUUUGGCCGUCGCCGUGGAGAACGACGGGAUCUACAAGAGCAACCUCAACUUCACCUAUCCCAUUUUCGGCUCGAAGGUUGUCCAGGUGAAGAGCAGCCAGCAUUCCGACGUCACCACCGUCUCCGUUCUCAGCACCACGCCCACACAGGACACCAUUAAAGCGCAACCCGGCAACUUCCCCGGUAUGAGCUCCAACCUGGGCCCGCCCAGCGGAUCCUCCUCCCAACCGGGCUCACUGGACGACGCCCUAAACGCCGUGGAAAACGGGAAAGCCACCUUCCUGGGGCGGACGCCGGUGCUGGACACGGCGGUCCGUUCCCGGACAUCCCUGACCCUUUCCGACAUGUCCACGCCCCUCGUCGUCUACUCUGGAUUCGCCGUCGGAAGCGCGCCCAUCGUCCUGGAGCGUCUGAACGCCGCCAUUAUUAAGGCGCGUCUGAAUAACGCCACCCAGAAACUCUUCCUGGCUAAAUUCCCGCAUUCCACGUUCCUGGAACCACCGUUGGACAAGUUCCCCCAGCUAUCGACGGCCAUCGCAGCUUUCUCCGGAAGUUCCACGUCGAAUCCGGGAACUUCCGGCACCUCCACGCCGCUUCCGGUGACCUCCGGCACCUCGAAACCGACGACCGCGGCUCCCGGGAAACCCACCCCUCCGCACGGCAAACCCAAACCCCCGUCGCCCCACCAACCUUCCAACGCCGGACCGGGACACCCCCGCCCUCCUCCCCCGCCGCACCACGGCCCCGGUGGUCGUUCGGAGGGUCGUGGAGGUCAUUCCGGAAGCCGAGAAGAACGUCCCCACGGGGGCGAGCACCACGGCCGCCCGGGAAGCCGGUCUUUCGGACCACCGCCGCCCCCGAAACAGGGCGGUGAGCAAUCGGACUUUGGAGGUUAUCCCAACGGUCCGGGAGGGGACGGACAGCAAGGGGGUUCGUGGCAGCCGCCGUUCGGGAUGCCGUUCGGACCGGGCGGCCCACCAAACGGUCCGGGAGGCCCUCCUCCGCCGCCACCGCCGGGGGGUCCGCAGUUCGGGCCCGGAGGUCCGGGAGGCCCUCCGGAGGGAUCGGGCGGGUAUUCCGGGCCGCCGCCCAAUCACGGCCCGAUGUUUGUGCAACCCGGCGGCGGGCAGUAUGGUUAUGGAGAAAUGAAUGCCGGACGUGGCUAAUUUUUUUGAUUUUUCCCACAAUUAUUAAUCACGGCGGUUUAUUAUUCUCAUAGCGAUUUAUUCUCAGUUUUACCGGAUAAGGCCAAUUUUCUACAUUUAAGCCGUGUAUCGGAACAUGGAAAAUCGCUGUAUUACUCGUACAUUCUUUACGUCAAGCUCUUAUGCACAAUCGAAAGUCACGUGAUUCCGGAAUUAAAUUAAAAAAUAGGC